CGCGAAGCCGUUGUCGUCCUGACUUGUCGUCCAUGCUACCUCGCCAUCUACAGAGCCUCGUCCUUCGCUCAUCCCUGCGAAACCGUGCAGUUCUCUCUUACCAUCAUUUGAGGAAUUUUCCUUCCCGAGCAUCACCUAUCCUUGGCGCACCGAGGGCAAACUUUCACGCUUCUUCGAGACACUUGAAUGAGCCACCAAAAUCCCCGUUCCAGACUUUCGUUGACGUCCUGAAGGAUGAGCUACGGAAGAACAGGGAACUUCAAGACAAUGUCAAACUGCUACAGGGUGAUGUUGAUAAGCUCCAGGAUUCAGAAGCUAUGAAAAAGGCCAGGGCAGCAUACGAAAGGGCCAGGCUCACCUCAAGCAUCAAAGAAAAUCCACGGUUGCGCGCAGCCGCCGAAGAGCUGAAGAAGACGGGUGUCAAAGUUGGAGACGCUGUUGGGGAAGCCUUGAAGAGCAUGGAAGAGAGCGAGAUUGUGCGGGCGAUAUCCCGAGCAACGGGCGCCGUUUCCGAAACGAUAAAAAAGUCCACCGAGCCCAUUCGGAAUACAGCUGCCUACCAAUCUCUCUCCGAAACACUGAUUGACGCGCUCGAUGACAGUGGUAGCGCGAAACACGCUGGGUUUGAGGAAAAGGAGGCGCGCCGACUUCGUCGACAGCGACGGUUAAUCAAAGCCGGGAAGGACAGCAGCAUAGGAUCGGCAUCCAAACGAACAGCUGCUAAUCCAGAAGCCGGCUCGUCUGUUGUUCUCCACAAGGACUCGCCCCGGCAGGAAAAGUGGAACCGGCUCAAAGAGACAAACCCCUUCCUGCGAACAUUUGUGUCGUUGCGGCACUCGUAUGAAGAAACAGAAAAUCCUGUCAUCUCGUCGAUUCGUUCAGUGACGCAAACGGUCGCCUCGUGGUUCGAUGAGAACGAGACGGCACAGGUGAUGCGGUUGAUGAAGGCGAUGGAUCCAACAUUUGACAGGGAGAGUUUUGAACGCGAACUGAGGGAGUACAUUGUACCGGAAGUUGUGGAUGCGUAUCUGUCUGCUGAUCAGGAAGCCUUGAAGGCCUGGUGCGGAGAAGCCACAUAUAAUGUUCUCUGGGCAACAAUGGAGCAGUACUUGCGGCAAGGACUCAUCAGCGACAGCAAAGUUCUCGAUAUCCGACAAGUUGAUGUUUCCGCCGGCAAGAUCUUGGAGAACAACAUUCCCAUUUUCGUGAUACAGUUUAGCACGCAAGAGGUGCUUCUCUUCCGGAAUGUAAAGACGCGAGAAAUCGUAGUUGGUGCGGAAGAUCGGGUGGAACAAUGCACAUAUAUUGCUGCCAUCACGCGUUUAGAGGACGAGUUGACCAACGAGCUUACCGGUGGGUGGAAGGUAGUCGAGAUGGGUCGCAGGAGUGCAAGAGCAUACCUGUAAAAGUACAGUAGCAAUAUUAUAGUUAUUUAACAGAUAAUCACCACUCAACACUUAGACUAAAAUGGAAGAUCCUGAUGUGGC
Messenger RNA from Guyanagaster necrorhizus, 1487 nucleotides. Its product is annotated as mitochondria import inner membrane translocase TIM44 subunit. Gene Ontology annotation, molecular function: protein-folding chaperone binding. The record is from RefSeq and is a predicted model, not a curated record. Gene Ontology annotation, cellular component: mitochondrial inner membrane. Lineage: Eukaryota; Fungi; Basidiomycota; Agaricomycetes; Agaricales; Physalacriaceae. The transcript is spliced from 7 exons. The coding region runs from base 33 to 1406 and encodes 457 amino acids. Gene Ontology annotation, biological process: protein import into mitochondrial matrix.